Molecule: messenger RNA, 1540 nt
Organism: Pseudovirgaria hyperparasitica
Lineage: Eukaryota; Fungi; Ascomycota; Dothideomycetes; Acrospermales; Acrospermaceae
Exons: 3
Coding region: 219-1424 (401 amino acids)
Biological process (GO): regulation of DNA-templated transcription
Molecular function (GO): DNA-binding transcription factor activity, RNA polymerase II-specific; zinc ion binding
Source: RefSeq, a predicted model, not a curated record
CCAGCGCUACCGUGGCCGGUCUUGUGGAACGUAGGUCAAGAACCCCCCCAUUUGAUCGUCGUACUCUGGUCACUCGGCCACCCAGCCUCCACGAAAGACCAAUUGGCACCGACCAUAGAAUAUCACGCCUAUCAAACGUUUAUGGAAAUGGAGAAUCUUUGAGGGGGUUUCCAGACCCGGGGUUUUUAGAUUCUCCCCAGCGGCCUCCAUACUCUCAGAUGUCUAGUGUAUUGCCCAAUGUGGCGACAGUAUCUGCACCAUACCAGCCACCUAUCGCACUUCAUGCACUAGAGCGGCAUCCUGCACGUUACAGUACGAUUCCAUCUCCAGAAAUGGUGGGAGAACGUGAAUGGGGGCGUGAAAGCUGGCAUGAAUCCAUCGGUCAGUCACCUCCGCCACACCCCAGGCCCUCGGUACAACAUCCAAGGUCAUCCCAGGGGCCAGAGACAUCCUAUUCUUCCGUUGAACCGGAAUCAGACAAACGUAAUCAUAGGAUUAGAGAAAAUCGCGCAUUGCGCCACAAGUCGCAUAUCAUUUUCAAUGAGAUAGAUUCUACUGCCGCCGGAAAGAGCACCCCCUCCACUUCGAUCAGGAUCCCACAGACGACGGGAAAUGAACGAAACCGUCGUCGGUCAUCCUCGGCAGCCAGCUCUUCCCCAGCUCCUCAAUGGAUCCAGUAUAAGCCUGACGAGCAUAGAAACGGUCGCUUAAUGCCAGAAUCCCUAGAUUAUAACAAAUACACGUCUCGACAUACUCGUGGGCGUUCUGGUCCUCUUACUCCUGCCGCUCGUGAGGCAGCUCAAGCUCUCCGUACGAUGAAAAAUUGUGACUCUUGUCGCCGUCGCAAAAUUAAGUGCGAUAUACAAACGCCUUGUAGAAACUGCGUCAAGAGUUUCGAGCGACACGCACGCGUACCACCUUGUCGAGGGGUGGAUGUUCAGUCGCAACAUGUAGAGGCUCUGCAUUCUAUCAAGCCACCGACAGAGCAAGAAGCAAAACCGAAUAUUGGAGUGUCUGCUGCUGCUUCUCACGUUACAGGCCCCGAGACGUAUAUUUGUUGCGAUCAGUGUCGACAGCGCAUAUGGAACGAACACUUGCACUGCAACCUCUGUGACGAUGGCGACUACGAUCUUUGCAACACCUGCGCCAAGGCUGGUUUACAUUGCUAUGAUCCGAGUCAUCACAUGGUCCAGAGACAGAUUAGUAGCGGACAGGUGGUUGACACCGCUCUGAAAUACUCCAGAGGACCAACCAAAGUCCGACAGGGCAGCAUGUCGUUAGGACAAUUUCUCGAAAACCAGGAUUUGGGGGAAUGGGCGGACGAGAUGAACUCACUGGGGACCCCCGUUGAAUCUGCCACAUUGGGACAUAGCACCAGUUCGAAAGAUGCCGAGACCUAUCCACACGUGACGACGACGAGUUAGACGAGUUGCUGCGUGAAUGGACAAAUGUUGGAGAAGAUGAAUUGGCAAAAGCAUAUCAGCCUUGAGACUGAUAAUUUCGUCAUUGCCCUGAGGGGCGCUACUCUCCUACUACGAAU